AGCUGGUGAUUCUAGCUUCAGUUAGUUUUACUGAAUCAAGCACUGAAAGAAGAAUAGAAAAUAAAGUAUUGACAAAAUGAAAGCUAUACUUUGCGUGUGUGGUAUUUUUGUGAUUUCACUAUUCACAAUGGUGGAAUCAUUAACGGGUUCAAACGUGUGUACAAAAGCUUCAACGAGAGACGUUGUCACGUAUAAAGCGAUCACUGCGACGGAGUUUAGACGCAUCGUCUUUUGCUGCAACGGAGCACAGUCAUGUUCGACUGACGGUACCUGUCAAAAUAAAUGGCCUGUUGUCGUGACUCGCACGUUGAAAAUAACAAAUCAAGUCCCAAUCAAUGUGACAAGUUGCUGCGAUGGAUAUCAUCAAGUUGGAGAUAGUUGCCAACCCACAUGCGCCACCAAUAAAUGCAUUCGCGGUCGCUGCAUUGCUCCUGAAGUUUGCGAUUGUACUGGAACAGGAUACGCUGGAGUGACAUGUAAUAUUAUUCAAUGUGACGCAGACGAACGCCCAUGUGUGACUGAAUGUUCAAGUAGUAAUUCUUCGCAAUGUGUGUGUCAUGAAUGUUAUACCCCAUCAGCGGGAAAAUGUGUUAAUAAACAUAGGUGUCUCAUAAAUGGCGUAUGCUACCGAGGUGGAGCCAUUAGCGAAAACGAAUGCUUGACAUGCAUACCACUUGCUUCACAGACUCAGUGGACUCCAAGUUCUAAAAGUAAAAUGUGUAACGAUGGCAACAAAUGCACUAGACUGGACAAAUGUAAUGGUCUGGGGCAAUGUGUGGGUCAAUCAUUUACAUGCAGUGGAGAAUGCAAUGAAUGUAACGGCAUGUCGUGUUUUCUAAACACAACAUGUGCCGCACAAACAACAACGACGGCAACGACCACGACAACAACAACGACUACGACGACUAGUUCACCGACCCCUCCACGAGGUAACAUUGAUGAAGUAUCAUGUCGAGCAAAAAUUGGUGUACUUCAUGCUAUCUCAAACAACUGUCGCAAAUUUUACUACUGUGUUCCUGGUCAUCCACAACCAUACGUGCUCGAUUGCCCAGGCAAUUUGUACUUCGAACCUCAAUAUGGAGUUUGUGUUCACAAAUACCAAAUACAGAGAACAGACUGCAAUCAAUCGGUUCCUUGAUUUAUUCGGUAGUGACGAAGAAGAAAAAGAAUUGUCUGCUGGAACGAACAAUUUUUUAAUGUUUAAGUAUAUUAUAUUAAAAAAAAAUUAUAUUUUAAGAAAAGCUAAAAUCUUUGAAUACUAUGAUUUUUAGUGGCAAUUUAAAAAAUAAUAUUUUUCCAAUUUUGGUCUUUUUACAAAGGUUAUUUUAAUGCUAUCAGAA
Hydractinia symbiolongicarpus is the source of this 1340-nucleotide messenger RNA. Its product is annotated as protein psiQ-like. The record is from RefSeq and is a predicted model, not a curated record. Gene Ontology annotation, cellular component: extracellular region. The transcript is spliced from 8 exons. Gene Ontology annotation, molecular function: chitin binding. NCBI's taxonomy places the organism in Eukaryota, Metazoa, Cnidaria, Hydrozoa, Anthoathecata, Hydractiniidae. Bases 77 to 1138 code for a protein of 353 amino acids.